Molecule: messenger RNA, 2215 nt
Organism: Chara braunii
Lineage: Eukaryota; Viridiplantae; Streptophyta; Charophyceae; Charales; Characeae
Source: the annotation of a GenBank genome assembly
GGAGUCUGAGAAAGGGGGAUGAACGUGUCGGGGUCGCUGACAUGGCUGCGGGCAGCUCGCAGAACGGACGAGACUGAGGAAAGUCUCCAUGACAGCUCGCUCAACCAGCCAGCUCACUCUAAUCUUGAGUGUGGGUCGUUAUGAAGCGCUCUUGCUGUCCGGUUAAGGGCCUCUGCGACGCCUGCUGUGAUCGCUGGCUUUGUCUUGUCUGCUCCUUCUCCUUCGCUCGUGUGCGAUUCCCCUUACUGGGCUGUUUGCUGCUGGCAGUGGCAGUCACUGUCGUGUGUGUCCGUCGUCCGAUCCUCGUAUCAUCAACAGGAGAUGGACCACUUAGAAGGAGGAUUUCCUCCAAUUCGGGCAGCCAGGGGAGUGCUCGCCUUCUUCAGCAGGAGUCGACAAGCGCCGACGCUUCAACCGUCCCGCCGCCCGCUUGGAUGGACUCGAACGGAGAACCACUGCUAGUGCAAGGAGAACUACCGAGAGUUGAGCCGCCGUCGUUAGUGAACGGUUCCAUCGAGGUCGUAGUGUCCCAUCCCUUGCCGGACAAUUCCACUACGCCGCAAGAAUGCCGGUCGGAAAUCAGGAACCUGGUCGUGGUUUCGUCAGGCAAUGAACAACAACUGUACUAUAUCCUGCAGCAGUACUGCUCGAAAGAUGGUAAUGACACCUAUUAUUCGAUGUCUAUCAGGAAUGCGAACCUGUCGCAGCACUUGGAGGAAGGCGACGGUUCGAGCCGGCAGGAUGACGAAAGCGCAUUGGUAACGCAUAUGUGGCCGUACGACCAGCCGAACGGGUCAAGAAUCCCAAGCGGGAUGGAUUUCGGCGGGAAAAGUAUCGCUCACGUGACAGGGAUGGGUCUGUCCAAAGAUAAGGCUCAUCUCCUCUUAAGCGUAACGAGUGGAAACACCUAUAGGCUGCGACGGACAAACCGUCGUCGUCAAGCUCGCCAGCAGCAUUCCAUCCUUGCCGGACCGUCGGGGGCUUCGUCUUCACAGGACUUCAGUGCAUGGCCCGCUUGGGGACUCAGGCCCUCACGCGUCAACCGGUUCGAUUUGAAGACCCUGUCGGACUGCACGGACAAUUUCAGUGAGACCCGUCGAAUCGGGGAGAGAGGGGCCUUCGGGAAAGUCUACAGGGGUUCGCUUGACGGCAAGGAGGCGGCAAUCAAGGUGAUGACCGGUGAGCUCACGGACACCAAACGCAACCAGUUCGUGGCGGAGGUGAACACCCUCAGCGCAGUUAAUCACGUCAACCUCAUCCAGCUAAUGGGGUACUGCCAGGAGGUCAAUMAGUGYAUCYUGGUGUACCCUUUUUUCCGAGGCGGCUGCUUAUACGAGCGGCUGUUCCCUAACAGGCAUAAUAGAAGGGGCUUGGAGGAGGCGGAUUCUCUUCCGCCCCUCACUCUCCAAGAKCGCAUGAGCAUCACCUUUCAGGUCGCCAAAGGGCUCUGGUAUCUCCAUGAUGACGCCAAGCCUCCCAUCAUCCACCGUGACAUCAAGAGCCACAACGUCCUUCUUGGCGAUGGCUGUGGGGAGACACUCCACGUAGUCCUUGCUGAUUUCGGAUUGGCGUCCAUAGGGGAAAGAGUGUUAGACACUGGGCACGACCAUGUGGUGCUCACAUCUCACAUCGGUGGCACUUUUGGGUACAUGUCCCCAGAGUACAUGUUGAGAGGCGAGCUGUCUGAGAAGAAUGAUGUGUACUCCUUUGGGGUUCUUGUGCUGGAGCUGCUGACUGGCAGAAAGGUGGUCACACCGGCCCCUUCUGGGCUAGGAUGGCAGACCCUCGUCGAGUGGGUGAAGCCUUUCUUGCGGGAUGGAGGAGAAACUGGCCACGAUCCCAGCUUGGACAUGCCAAAUGUGAUUCUUGACCGCUGUUUGUGGGAUCAGGUGGCCGAAGACUCGACAAAGCAGAUGGUGAUGACCACUUUCAGGUUGGCUUGGGAAUGCGUCCAUGAAGAGUACGGGUCGAGGCCCGCAAUGCGGGCUGUUGUGCAGCGCAUUCACAGCAUGUUUCUCUAUGAAGGUUGGGAUUUCUUGACCAGGACCAUGGACAUGGAGAACCUUCUGGCCAUGCCACAGGCAGAGGAUGGCAUGCAGGGGGAGGACGAGGAUGAGACCCAACAGCAUUCUGACGUGUUUCUACACGGCGGGGGCAUAAAAGAUGGCACCUUAGUAGAUCCAAGGUGAGUAGAAUGUAGGCGCUUGGAAAUGCA